Molecule: messenger RNA, 1995 nt
Organism: Sabethes cyaneus
Lineage: Eukaryota; Metazoa; Arthropoda; Insecta; Diptera; Culicidae
Product: titin-like
Exons: 3
Coding region: 700-1929 (409 amino acids)
Source: RefSeq, a predicted model, not a curated record
GAUGAGCUUGCGGGUGUUGCCAAUUAGUCUGGUGUAGGGUAUGAAUCCAUGCGUGAGUCAGUGACGAACAAGCUCGAGCGAUCAGCAAAUGCAAGCAAUGCCGGACUAACCGAUUAGGCUAAUGGUUUGAAGCAUGACGAACUCUUUCACUAAAAACGAACGCGUGAAAGAUUACAAACGGCUUUAAAGACUAACAAAUCGUUGGUUUCGGUAAUUGAUUGAAUAACCCGAUAGUAAUCUUGAGUGCAAAUUAUUAGUACAAAUUGCUGUCUCCCGAAUAAGGCGGCGGGUGAUGCUGCACGCCCACUGCAUUUUCUCUACUUCCUUUAAAUCAAUUUUACUUGGUUUUGGUUGGUAACAAGAUAGGUCCUAACAAUAAUGGACAGCUAAAAAGCGCGGUGGCUGCACACCACCACCUAUCGCCUAAUUCGGGGGAUUGCUGCACCGGUAUCUUGUUUGAUUUGAACAUUUAUUGAAAUCCACAGUAUCUAGUCCUGUUUAGAUGUUGCCAAAGUGAAUCCUUAUUCGAACAAAUGUUUGCUUACAGUGUGUCGUCAAAAAUGCGAAAGACUCUCUUGCUAGUGAUCGGUAUGAACAAAUUGCUAUACUAUAAAUGCUUACCGAUCGCCACAGUGGAGCAUCAUUCAACUUCGAUCGUUCACCGGAUUAGGUCGUGUAAUAAGUGCAAACGGGACCAGUAUGAAGAGUUUUAUAGUACUAUCCAUGGCUAUAGCCAUUGCGCUGGGAGCGGCUAUCGAUCGGCCAGAGCAGAAACAGGACGAUGCCGUUGUGGCAGAAUCUAAACAAUACGAAAAACGUGGACUUAGUGAUCACCGGUUCUCUUAUGGACGUCAUAUGGAAAUGUACGGCAGCAAACCGACUUCUGAGUAUGGUGCCGAAAGUGUAGAGGAUCUGAAGCAUCUCUACCAGAAUCAUAAAGCCCACGACUGGUCUAACGAAAGGCCUUCCUAUCUUAUGAAGAAGGUUCCAGUUCCAUACCGAGUAGAAGUAGAGAAACAUACUAUCAUUGAGAAGAAGGUGCCAGUUCAUGUAGAUCGGCCAGUUCCAUAUCCAGUUGAAGUUGAACGUAAGGUGCCAGUUUAUGUCGAAAAACGUGUCCCUGUACAUGUUGAUCGUCCAGUUCCUUAUGAAGUGAAAGUUCCAUAUCCAGUCGAAGUCGAGAAAAAAUACCCAGUGUACGUUGAGAAAAAGGUCCAUAUUGAUCGUCCAGUCCCAUACCGCGUCGAAGUGGAAAAGAAAGUUCCAGUCGUCGUAGAAAAGAAGGUCCCAGUGCACGUCGACCGUUUUGUAGCCGUUCCAGUGGAAGUGAAAGUCCCAGUACUCCACAAGGUCCAAGUUGAAGUUCCACAGCCUUAUACUGUUCAAAUCCCGAAGCCCUAUCCGGUGUACGUCGAAAAGGAAAUCAUCAAACAUGUCGAGAGGCCGGUGCGCGUAGAAGUGGAGAAGAAGGUUCCAGUUCCAGUUGUUCACAGAGUCGAAGUUCCGAAACCGUAUGCCAUCUACGUCCAACGACCGGUUCUGGUUGAAAAGCAACAGAAUGACGAACAUCGUCACCACAGUGAACACGACCACAAGGAUGAACACGUGGCACUGAAACUGACCGGAUUCGUAUCGGAACCGCUUCACCAUGAUAAUCAUGAUGAAGAAUACCACCAUCAAAACCAAGAACAACAUCACGCUCAUCAUGUUGCUGAACACCUAGCUCAGCACAAGGAUGAGCACGAUGCUAACGAAGAUUACCAUCAUCAAACUCAACACCAUCAACAACAGCAUGAUCGGUAUGAGCAUCAGCAGGCUGCCGAUCAUCAACAUCACGAUCAGCACCAGGCCCACCACGAUGCUGAACAACAUCAACCCGAACAGCAUCAUCACAUCCAGAUGCACUACAAGCGUGAGUCCAAAGAGUGAGAUCGUUGAUUCGUUUAGCUAGAACAAAUGAACCUGAAAAAGCUACUUCUCUAGUCUAUAUAUCUG